GCAAGGGCGGAGGAGUAUAGGAGGCUAAGGUGGGCUGUAGCCCAGGUUAAAAAACAAUUAUUAAAAAACUCAAUACUCUCCCUGCAUAACCUUUACAUCAUAUUUGUGAAGGGAAUUAAGGGUCGCUUGAACCGCUUGUCUUCUGCCUGCGUUGGUGAUAUGGUCAUGGCCACUGUCAAGAAGGGGAAGCCUGAUCUCAGAAAGAAGGUUAUGCCUGCUGUCAUUGUUAGGCAGCGUAAGCCUUGGCGCCGAAAGGAUAGUGUUUUCAUGUAUUUUGAAGAUAAUGCUGGUGUCAUUGUGAACCCCAAAGGAGAAAUGAAAGGCUCAGCAAUUACCGGUCCAAUUGGGAAGGAGUGUGCUGAUCUUUGGCCUAGGAUUGCAAGUGCAGCUAAAGCUAAGAGCUUUAAUUUGUCUGUUCCUUUUUUUUGGGAAUUAUACUGUCGUUAAGUCCUAUAUGUUUUUGUAGGGUUAAUUUUAGUUGUGUUUUUGUUAUUUUGACUAAA
This is a messenger RNA of Populus trichocarpa (black cottonwood), 503 nucleotides long. RefSeq names its product 60S ribosomal protein L23. The transcript has a single exon. The record is from RefSeq and is a predicted model, not a curated record. Gene Ontology annotation, cellular component: cytosolic large ribosomal subunit; ribosome. NCBI's taxonomy places the organism in Eukaryota, Viridiplantae, Streptophyta, Magnoliopsida, Malpighiales, Salicaceae. The annotation marks the transcript as partial. Gene Ontology annotation, molecular function: structural constituent of ribosome; large ribosomal subunit rRNA binding. Gene Ontology annotation, biological process: translation.